This is a messenger RNA of Myxozyma melibiosi, 327 nucleotides long. RefSeq lists its product as uncharacterized. The record is from RefSeq and is a predicted model, not a curated record. The transcript has a single exon. NCBI's taxonomy places the organism in Eukaryota, Fungi, Ascomycota, Lipomycetes, Lipomycetales, Lipomycetaceae. Bases 1 to 327 code for a protein of 108 amino acids.
AUGGUUUUCGGCCAGAAGAAAACACGUUCUUCUCGUGCAUCGCAGCAUGCUGCUGCGAACCCCAAACACGAUAGCCGCCCCCACCCGUCACACACGCCCUCGCACUCCUCAUCGCAAAGCAACUCGAUGGCCGAGAGAGGCUCCGGCCGUCAUCUGCCGCGCGACCGCGACCAACACCACGACAUCGACUCACGAUGGAAAGAGCACAUGAACGAUUAUAUCGACGGGGUGCUCCUUUCCUCCCGCCUUACCGACGCUCAGAAAUUUGACGCGCUCAAACUUGCGUACGACAUCUUCGCCUCUCGUAUCGACAAAGGGCAACAAUAA